CUUUCGCGAAAUCAGAGCAACUCAGAGAAUAGACAUGGAAGCAGACCCUAACUCUUCUUCUUCCUUCUCCUCCAUCUUCUCUGAGAAAAAUUUCAGACUCCCAGACGACACCGUUUUCUUCUCCAUCUUCCCCGACUUCUCCAUCCCCUCCACUCCCCAAUCCUCCUCCACCUCCACCUCUGAACUCUCCUCACAACUCCAAUCCCUCCACCUCCAAAUCCUCCAAACCCUCUCCCCCUACACCUCCGACUACAUCUGGCAACACGAGCCUUUCACUGUCUCUCUCUCGUCCCCCACCGCCACCUGUAUUUGCUCCGCCUCCAUCCCCCACCUCCACGGCAAACUCCGCUACGGUGACAACCUUGACGAUGAAUGGUUCAUCGUUUUCCUUCUAUUCCACACCUCUCUUCACUUCCCCAACCUCUCAAUCCGCGUUUGGGACACUGACGGAGAAUUCCUUUUAAUCGAAACCGCUUUUCACCUCCCCCGGUGGCUCAACCCCGACACCGCCACCAAUCGAAUCUUCAUUCGCAAUGGGCACCUUCACAUUGUCCCCAAAACUGUAUUUCCACAAACGCCUUCGCUGUUCGAUUCGUUGUCAUACAUAAUGAAAUUCGAAACCAAAACUGAAGCCACUGAAUCAGUUCAAUUAGCAAUAAAGAAUAAGAUUGCAGACUACCCAGAAAGGGCGAAGAAAAAUGUGCAUAGAGUUAGGGUUAGGGUUCCGGUAUCCGUUGCUCAGGUGUUGAAACACGAGCCGUGUUUGAUUUCUCUGGCGGUUGAGGGGUUUUAUGAUAGAGACAUUGAUACUAUGAAGUUUGCCGCGAAGAUGGGGAAGUUUAUGCCGAAAGGGACUGGGGAGGAGAUGGUUACUGUGUCUGUGAGAAUGUCGAGGGCCAUGUAUGCGCAGCUAGUCCAGCAAACGUUUCAGGCGCCGAAAUGCUACCCGAUGCCCGUGAGGACUGAUGUGAGGGCUUAUGUGGAGGCUGAGUUGGGUAUGAAGAUUACUUGUGGGUUUGAAAUGAUGUAUCAGAUGAGAAAAAAGGAGGGGUUGGAAGGGAAGGGGAGUACGUGGGAGAAAUUCAUGGAGAGUUUGGAGAGGAGUGGGUACUUUCAAGGGUUGUUGCCGGGUUCGAAGGAGUAUAAAAGGUUGAUUGAAAAUGCUGAGGAGUAUUACAGGAAUAGCUCAUUGCAUUCGAGAGCUAG
Messenger RNA from Ilex paraguariensis (yerba mate), 1206 nucleotides. Lineage: Eukaryota; Viridiplantae; Streptophyta; Magnoliopsida; Aquifoliales; Aquifoliaceae. The record is from the annotation of a GenBank genome assembly.